CUUCUUUAAAUUUCCUUCUAGGAUGUUCAACUCUUCUCCACGAUGAAUGAGUGUCACUAUGAGAAGCGGAUGGACUUUUUUUAUAACAGGAGUAACACUGAAACCGCUGAUGAGUGGACGGGGACAAAACUUUUGAUUGUCUUGUGUGUUGGGACAUUUUUCUGCCUGUUUAUAUUUUUUUCUAAUUCUCUGGUCAUUGCAGCCGUGAUCAAAAACAGAAAGUUCCACUUCCCCUUCUACUACCUGUUGGCUAACUUAGCUGCUGCAGAUUUCUUUGCUGGAAUAGCCUAUGUAUUCCUGAUGUUUAACACUGGCCCGGUCUCAAAAACUUUGACUGUCAACCGCUGGUUUCUCCGCCAGGGGCUCCUGGACACAAGCCUGACUGCCUCCCUGGCCAAUUUGCUGAUUAUUGCUGUCGAGAGGCACAUGUCAAUCAUGAGGAUGCGGGUCCACAGCAACUUGACCAAAAAGAGGGUGACACUGCUCAUCUUGCUGGUGUGGGCCAUUGCCAUUUUCAUGGGGGCAGUCCCAACACUAGGAUGGAAUUGCCUCUGCAACAUCUCAUCCUGCUCAUCCCUGGCCCCCAUUUACAGCAGGAGUUACCUCAUUUUCUGGACCGUGUCCAACCUCCUGGCCUUCUUCAUUAUGGCGGUGGUAUACCUGCGCAUCUACAUGUAUGUCAAGAGGAAGACCAACGUAAUGUCUCCACAUACAAGUGGCUCCAUCAGCCGCCGGCGGGCUCCCAUGAAGCUAAUGAAGACAGUGAUGACUGUCUUAGGCGCUUUUGUGGUGUGCUGGACCCCAGGCCUGGUGGUGCUGCUGUUGGACGGCCUAAACUGCACGCAGUGUGGCGUGCAGCACGUGAAGCGCUGGUUCUUGCUGCUGGCGCUGCUCAAUUCUGUCAUGAACCCCGUCAUCUACUCCUACAAGGACGAGGAAAUGUACAGCACCAUGAAGAAGAUGAUCUUUUGCUCCUCACACAACAGCCCAGAGAGGCGCCCUUCCUGCAUCCCCUCCACGGUCCAGAACAGGAGCGACACGGGCAGCCAGUACGUGGAGGACAGCAUCAGCCAGGGCACAGUGUGCAACAAAAAUAGCUCCUAAGGCAAUGAUGCCUCUGCCCGCUACCCUGGGGAAAGAGCCAUUAAACAGCCUUGCCUG
Nannospalax galili (Upper Galilee mountains blind mole rat) is the source of this 1161-nucleotide messenger RNA. RefSeq names its product lysophosphatidic acid receptor 3 (gene Lpar3). Gene Ontology annotation, biological process: G protein-coupled receptor signaling pathway. The record is from RefSeq and is a predicted model, not a curated record. Gene Ontology annotation, molecular function: lysophosphatidic acid receptor activity. NCBI's taxonomy places the organism in Eukaryota, Metazoa, Chordata, Mammalia, Rodentia, Spalacidae. The transcript is spliced from 2 exons. Bases 43 to 1104 code for a protein of 353 amino acids. Gene Ontology annotation, cellular component: membrane.